GAGACUCUGCUACUAUGGCAGCUAAUAUUCCCGCAACAAGCUCUUCUAUGACGACGUCGUUUCACCAGAAACGACAUCGUUCCAUAUUCGAAGUUCCACCAAACUUCUUCGAUUCAUGUCGUCUUCUCCCUUCUCUUCACUCACCCGUUUCUGAGAACCACAACGAAGGCCUCAAAACUAUUGAACCACCCUCAAACGACGUUGUUGUUGACGAUGCCCCUCCAAACGCCGUCGUUUCGGCAACUAGGUUGACAUGCAAUACCUGCAAGGCUCAAUUCGAUUCCCUUCAAGACCAGCGUUCCCAUUUCAAAUCCGACAUCCAUCGAUUCAAUGUGAAGCUGACAAUUGCUGGAAAGAAUAUUGUGAAGGAAGAAGAUUUUGAGGUGCUUACAUCUGAAUCUGUCAAAGACUAUGAUGUGUCAAGUAUUUCAGGAUCAGAAAGUGAUGAUGACAGUGACAUUGAGUCUCAAAGUCAAAAGGAAGUGCGUGACAAAUCAAGUGAAAGUUUGAAACAAAAGCUACUUAUAUGUCUUCAGACAGGGCAGAGAGUUUCUGUCUGGAAGUGCUUGAUUAUGAAUAUGACUGAAAAUGUAUCGUAUGAGGAUGAAAAAUUGAAGAACGAAGUGAUUGAGAGGUUGAAAUCUCUGACUAUUGAGCCUAGGGAUAAAACACACUUGAGGGUCGUUCUUCUUGCAUCCGGUGGGCAUUUUGUGGGUUGUGUCUUUGAUGGUGAUGCGGUUGUGACCCACAAGACAUUUCACAGAUAUGUUGUAAGGGCCAAGGCAGGAAAAAAACAGUCAUCAAAAGAUGCUUCUGGCAGGGCUGCACAUUCUGCUGGGGCUUCACUUCGUCGUUAUAAUGAACUUGCAUUAAAGAAGGAAGUUCACGACCUGCUUAUUGCUUGGAGACCUUAUUUCGAUGCUUGCAAUUGCAUUUUUAUAAAUGCACCUUCAAGUAGUCGUCAACUGCUUUAUGAUGGAGAAAGACCAUAUUUUACCAAUCGGCAGUGUGCUAUUAGAAAUAUUGCUUUGACUGUACGGAGGCCUACUUUCAGGGAAGCAAAGCGUGUAUAUAGCCAGUUGACCCAAGUAUCCAAUGAAGCAGAUGAGAAGGAAAUUUUACAAAGCAACCAAGAGGACUUAGUAUCAAUUGACAUUGCUAAAAGAAAUGGUAGCCCACCCUCCAGCAAAGGUGACAUGGCUGAGUUGGAUGACAAAGAUCACACUGAAGCUUGUUCGAGUAAACAAAAUGAUAAACUCCCCAUUUCGAGUGAUGAAGAGAGUGAAAAUGAGCAACCUGGUAAAUCAACUCCUUUACAUCAAGCAGCACAAUCUGGUGACUCUCAAAAGAUUAUGGAACUCCUGGAACAGGGCUUGGAUCCUUGCAUCAAAGAUGAAAGGGGACGGACCCCAUAUAUGUUGGCAAAUGAAAAGGAAGUCAGGAAUACAUUCAGAAGGUUUAUGGCGUCAAACCCUGACAAAUGGGAUUGGAAUGCUGCAAAAGUGCCUAGUGCAUUGACUAAAGAUAUGGAAGAAUCACAAGCUGCUAAGCAGGCAGAAAAAGAUGCUAAGAGGAAAGCUAGAGCAAAAGAAUUAAAGAAAUUGCGUAAAGCAAAAGAAAAGAAGGCUCAGGCUGAAGCUGCCUUGCCUAAGAAUGAUUCCAAAACUGGAGAAAAGCAAGUGACUGCUCAAGCAUCUACUAAGGGACAAUCCCAACCAAAAAGUGGUGUGCAAUUAUCUAAAGAGGAGGAAAUAAGAGCAUCUCAGGCUGCAGAAAGAGAAAAGAGAGCAGCUGCUGCAGAGAGAAGAAUAGCUGCACUCAAAAUUCAAGUUAAUAGUGGAACUGCUGCACCUAGCAAUUCAGAGCCUAAAAGUGGAUUAGCCAGUGACAUUUACUGUUCCUGUUGUAAUUCAUCACUUGCUGGUAAAGUUCCCUUCCACCGGUAUAAUUACAAAUACUGCAGCACAUCAUGCAUGCAUGUACACAGGGAGAUCCUAGAGGAUGGAUGACAAUGUGUUAAGAUGUUUUACCUCCUUUUUUUUUUUUUGGUACAUACACUCCUACUUUUUUUUUUUUUUUUUGGGUACAUACCUCCUACUUUUUUUGGUGUGUAAGUUAAGAUUACUCCAAAUAUCCAUUGUUAUUGAUAUGGUUGUAAGGAAAGAAAAAAAAAAAAAAAAGCCCUGGUGGAAGGAGUGAAUGGAAAAUAACAUGAGUUUAGGAUGUUU
Molecule: messenger RNA, 2228 nt
Organism: Gastrolobium bilobum
Lineage: Eukaryota; Viridiplantae; Streptophyta; Magnoliopsida; Fabales; Fabaceae
Exons: 7
Coding region: 15-2009 (664 amino acids)
Molecular function (GO): protein binding
Source: RefSeq, a predicted model, not a curated record